AUGUCCAAUGAGCAGUCGCUGGAUUUUUUGCAGAAUUUGACUACGUCCGAGGAGUCUUCGCAGAAGACGCAAAACGAGACCGCUCAGCCCCAGCAGAAGUCAUUCCAACAAAGACCAGUUUAUCAGCAGAACACUCAUCAACUGUCAAGAAAUCAAAUCAAGAAUCAACAAGCCAGACAAGCUCUCAAUCAAGCUCGACGAUUAGCACCCGCUCUUGAUCAACAGAUUAUUCCACCGCUUCAAAGUGGCAUUCAGUCUCAGCCCGUUUCCGUUUUUACCCUCCUCGCGUCCCACUUUUCGCUUAUCGGAGAACGACUAAAAGACAUUUCAACAAAUAUUGAAACUCAUCUUCAAAACGGCGACGUACCAAACAUCGAUCGAAGUCUUGACACUCUUUUGGAUACUAUUCUUUACGUUUCCAACGUCCUUAUUCUCUUAUUCAAGUCUAUUCCGGAGCUGGAGCAUCCGGAAAGUCCGGAGAACGUCCAUAAAGAGCUCAUCAACCUCGCAGUCUUUCACUUGAGUGCCGCGCAAAUUCAAAAAGUUCCCAAAGUCCCAGUCAAACUACAGGAACAAAUCGUCACUAGGCCGCAACAGCAUCAUCAACAAACGACCUUACAUCAACAACAGCUUCAGCAACAUCAACCGAAGCAGCAUCAACAACAACAACCAACGCAACAGCAUCAGUCACAGUAUCAAUUCAAAAACUAA
Oikopleura dioica is the source of this 711-nucleotide messenger RNA. The record is from the annotation of a GenBank genome assembly. Lineage: Eukaryota; Metazoa; Chordata; Appendicularia; Copelata; Oikopleuridae.